Salvia splendens (bonfire salvia) is the source of this 1668-nucleotide messenger RNA. Its product is annotated as gibberellin 2-beta-dioxygenase 8. The record is from RefSeq and is a predicted model, not a curated record. The coding region runs from base 464 to 1492 and encodes 342 amino acids. NCBI's taxonomy places the organism in Eukaryota, Viridiplantae, Streptophyta, Magnoliopsida, Lamiales, Lamiaceae. The transcript is spliced from 4 exons.
UGAGAGUACAUGGAAAGUGGUUGUCAAAAUUGACUUUUGUUGUUUUCAUGUUUCUCAUCAUAUACAUAUAUUUGGCGCCCUAGAAAAUGGAGAACCAAAUUCUAGUGCAAGAGCCCCUGACAAGCCUUCUCAAGGCUACUUGUUCAGCCACUGCGUUGGUGCCUGUUAGCAACUCAGAACAGAUUGCUUCCCUAAACAAUUUUUUUUCAGUUACAUUCCCACACACACAUGAUGUCUCGAAUCCCCGACCUCAAGGGUGGAGCUACGAAAUUUUAUUAAAGGGGACAUAAAUAGGAAAUUGUGACAAAAUUGAGGGGAUAAUUACACUGCUUCCAUUGUUGCUCGACCUAUUGGUUGGAGGGGAUCAACUAAGCCGCGAAUAGUUAUAAUCUAUCCCCAAUUCGAGCGUUUAACUAAACUGUUAGAAUAAAUAAUAUCUAUAGUCAAGGAAUUUCAGGCGGAUAUGAGAAUGAGCGAAUCAGCUGAUCCACCGUUCGAGAUAGCCUACAAGCAUCUGCUGGAGAACGUACCCGAAAAUGUGCGCCUGCGAAACAGUUUAUCGACUGUGGAGGAGUGCGAGCUCCCCUUAAUCGAUAUGCAGCAAUUAGGCCUGGGAGAGGCGGAGAGACAGGAAUGCAAGAAGCUCAUUGCUCGGGCUUCCCAGGAAUGGGGUUUCUUCCAGGUCAUCAACGAUGGAGCUUCUCGCAACGUGCUGGAGAAUAUGAGAAGCGAGCAAGUGAAGCUGAUGAGAAAGUCGUUCCAAGAGAAGAAAGCCUACAAAGAUCUGAACUUAUCGGAUGGAACUUAUCGAUGGGGCGCGCCUUUGCCUACUUCUCUUAAGCAGCUCUCCUGGUCCGAGGCCUUCCAUGUCCAGUUGAGCGAUAUACUGGACUCCCGCCGCUCCCACAACACCAACCGCCUCAGGUCAAGCAUGGAGGAAUUUGUGUUUGCCAUUUGUGAAGUGGCGAAAGAGUUGGCGGAGAUACUGGCGGAGGAAAUGGGACGUGAGACGGAUCUUUUCCAAGAAGCGUGCCUCCCGGAGAGCUGCUACCUCCGGUUGAACAGAUACCCGCCUUGCCCAAACUACAGUCACUUGAUGGGCUUGAUGCCGCACACCGACACUUCCUUCCUCACUGUACUACACCAAGACAACGUCGGAGGGCUGCAGCUCGUCAAAGACGGAAAAUGGAUCGCCGUCAAACCCAAUCCGGAUGCCCUCAUCAUCAACAUCGGCGAUCUGUUUCAGGCAUGGAGCAACAACUUGUACAAGAGCGUGGAGCAUCGCGUAGUAGUAGCGAAUCCGGUGAAGGAGAGGUUCUCCACGGCUUAUUUCUUAUGUCCGCCAACCGAGACCGUCAUUGAGAGCGGCGGAGUUGGAGGAGCUGUUUACCGGAGUUUUAGCUUCGGAGAAUACAAGAAGCAGAUCGAGUUGGAUGUUAAGAACGUUGGCCAGAAAAUAGGGCUUCCGAGGUUCCUCUUACCCACUCAUUAAUUACAGAUUAUGUAUAUAUAUAUUAGUAAUAAACAUAUAUGCGGCUGAUCAUUAAAUAGUUAAUUAGAUUAAUGAAACAAAAUAUCGGGUAUUUAAGGUUUGUUGAACCUAGAUAAAUGAGGGUUAGGCCCAUUCGUUUUGGAUGUAGUGACUGUGAUAUAUCCAUUUUAAACCAA